Messenger RNA from Gossypium arboreum, 2841 nucleotides. RefSeq lists its product as uncharacterized. Gene Ontology annotation, molecular function: nucleic acid binding. The transcript has 5 exons. The coding region runs from base 1 to 2841 and encodes 946 amino acids. NCBI's taxonomy places the organism in Eukaryota, Viridiplantae, Streptophyta, Magnoliopsida, Malvales, Malvaceae. The record is from RefSeq and is a predicted model, not a curated record.
AUGGCUAUCACUGGUGAGGAGAGUGAGGAUCAUCCUCCGGGUUUCACUCUGCCUUAUGUGCCACUGCAAAUCGAGGCACCUCCUAGAAGGCCGUCUAUCACUUUGAGGCCUCAACAUGGGCCGGUUGAUGCCAAAAUCCCCGUGAAUUUCCCAUCUGGGUCGGGAAAUAAUUUGGGCGAUAGCCCGAUCAACCUUAUCACUUUUGAUCUGGAUAUGAUGGAGAGGGAAAGAAUGGCAACCGAAUCCUUAAAACAGUUGGAGGAUUGUUGCAGAUGGCUGGAGGAGAAAUUUAAGGUUUUAGAAAGUGCUGACGGGCAUCAUGGAGUUGAUGCCAAAGAACUAAGCUUGGUCCCAAACUUGGUGCUUCCUCACAAAUUUAAGAUGCCAGAGUUUGAGAAAUACAAUGGAACUACUUGCCCGGAGGCCCACAUCACGAUGUUUUGUAGGAGGAUGACUAGGUAUGUGAACAACGAUCAACUGUUGAUCCAUUGUUUCCAGGACAGUUUAGUGGGAGCGGCAGCCAGUAUCACGCUGCAAAAUAUGGAGAAAAAGCUUAAUGAGAAUUUUAGGCAAUAUGCUCAAAGAUGGAAAGAGGUUGCCAUGCAAGUUCAACCACCAUUGUUGGAGAAGGAGAUCACCAUCACUACCAAAAGUUUUACGGACAUAGUCGUGGCGGGAGAGAUGAUCGAGAAUGCCAUAAGAGGUGACAAAAUUGAGGGGGAAGCGGUCAAAAGAUCGGCCCCAAGGAGAAAAGACAAUGAGGUGAACAACACAAGUAGCUUCAACUCGAAGGCAAUCACAGUUGGUCAACCCAAAGUAACUGCGGUUGGGCAACAGGGUUCUCAAAGGCAGGAAUCGGGCACAAGUCACGAGAGGAUGCAAUUCACACCUAUCCCUGUGAUGUAUCGUGAGCUUUAUCAAAGCUUAUACAAUGCACAUGCUUUUGUUCCUUUCCACUUGAAACCAUUACAGUCUCCACAUCCUAAAUGGUAUGAUGCAAACGCCAAAUGCGAGUACCACGCUGGAAUAUCGGGGCACUCAAUUGAAAAUUGUACCGGGUUCAAGAAGGCUGUAGAGAGGUUGAUCAAGAUGGGGGUUGUGAAAUUUUAUAGUACCCCAAAUACUGAAAACCCUUUGCCAAAUCAUGACAAUCAAGGAGUGAAUGCCAUUGGCGAAGCUAGUGAAAGAAGGAUGAAGGAAAAUGUUACUGAGGUGAGGAUGCCUAUGAAGGUGAUUUGGGAAGAGAUGAUGAAGAGAGGGAUAAUAACCUCUAGGAAAGAAAGAGAAAAAAUGGAGAACUACUGUGAGUUCCAUGGAGAAGAGGGUCAUGAGACCCAAAAUUGUGAAGAAUUCAGAGCCUUGGUGCAAGGCUGUAUAGAUAAUAAAGAGCUACAAAUUUUUGAAGGGAAUAACGAAGUGGGGACACCAGCAGUGCCCAAGGUCAUUAUCCAUAAACCUACUCCUUUCCCUUACAAGGAUAGCAAGAGAGUACCAUGGAAUUAUGACUGUAGUGUGACAGUGCUGAAAGAAGAAAAUAUAGCCAGCGCAUCUAAAGACGUGCAAGUGGAAUGUUCUCACACCCGGAGUGGGAAACGUUAUGAUACGGGGGGCGUCAGAGUGGAGCCCACAAAAACAAAAGGUGUCGAGGUUGAGAAGGGGAAAGAGACCGAAGUACCCAUGAAUGAGCCAGUAAAUGAGGAGGAGGCUAAGGAAUUUCUAAAGCUCUUUAAACAUAGCGAGUAUAGCGUGGUGGAGCCGUUGCGUAAGCAACUAGCUCGCAUAUCAGUAUUGGCCCUCCUUUUGAGUUCUGAGGUGCAUAGGGAAGCAUUGAUGAAGGUGCUUAACGAAACAUAUGUCACUCAUGACAUAUCCGUUAAUAAGCUGGACCGAUUGGUGAACAACAUUAGCGCGGAUAAUUUCAUCUACUUUAAUGAUGAUGAAAUCCCACCGGAGGGUAGAGGGUCAACUAAGGCCUUGCAUAUUACUACUCGAUGCAAGGGGUACACACUCCAAAGCGUGCUCGUUGAUAAUGGAUCGGCUUUGAAUGUUCUACCAUUGUCUACAUUAAACAGAUUAUCCAUUGACGAUUCUCACAUGAAGACAUGUCAGAAUGUGGUAAGAGCCUUCGACGGUACAGAAAGCAAGGUGAUAGGAAGAAUUGACAUUCGCUUGGAAAUUGGCCUAAACAUGUAUGAAGUAGGCAAGCCAUGGAUACACUCAGCAGGAGCGGCGCCCUCGUCGUUGCACCAGAAAUUGAAAUUAGUGAUCGAUGGACGGUUAAUAGCCAUCAAUACGGAGGAGGAAAUUAUAGCCGCAGUCACUAGUAAGGCCCCUUAUGUUGAGACAAACAAAGAAUCUAUUGAGUGUUCUUUUUGCUCUUUAGAAUUUGCAAAUGCGACUUCUAUUUCGGAAGGGAGUGAGCUACCAGUGCCAAGGAUAGCAAGAGCUACGAGGAUGGCUCUACAAAUGAUGGCAAGAAAAGGAGCCUUACCAGGAAGAGGUUUAGGAAAGUAUCUACAAGGAGGGAUUCAGAUCCCAAAGUUGAUUGAGAAGAAAGACCGCUUUGGUUUGGGCUUCAAGCCAGACUAUAAGCAAAGGAGGAAAGACAUCGAGAAGCGCCAAGAAAGGAGAAGAGCACGUUUAGAUGGAAGAGAAGUGGGGUGGGAAUUGAUAACAUUCCCUCCUAUAUCCAAAACCUUCAUAUCAAGAUUAAUGCUACACACAACGAAGGAUUGGAGCAAAGGAAUCUUAAAGGGAAUUGGCCCUUACGAAUCGGGAAGCUCUUUGAAUAAUUGGACUGUGGAGGAACUUCCUGUAGUCUCUAGGAAUUCUUCAGAGUAA